This is a messenger RNA of Budorcas taxicolor (takin), 5310 nucleotides long. It is a transcript of the gene ITGAE, whose product is annotated as integrin subunit alpha E. The coding region runs from base 1 to 3525 and encodes 1174 amino acids. The record is from RefSeq and is a predicted model, not a curated record. NCBI's taxonomy places the organism in Eukaryota, Metazoa, Chordata, Mammalia, Artiodactyla, Bovidae. Gene Ontology annotation, cellular component: integrin complex; external side of plasma membrane. Gene Ontology annotation, molecular function: integrin binding. The transcript has 29 exons. Gene Ontology annotation, biological process: cell-matrix adhesion; cell adhesion mediated by integrin; integrin-mediated signaling pathway.
AUGCAGAUCCACUGUCCUGGGCUGGGAGCCUGCCUGCCUGUCUUGGUCUGGUCUUUUCCAUCGUUUUGCAAAUGGGGAGUCUGUGGGUCUCUGGAUGGAAGGACUGAGCCUGGGCAGUGGGGAGGAGACAGGGGAUCACUGACAAGCUCGACUCUUUUGCUCAGGCUCCUGGUCACCAGCCCCAGAACCAGCCAAACAGCAAAGCCCCUGCAUCAGUGUUCUCUCAUCCAGGAUGAGCUCCACUGCCAACCAGUAGAGCAUGUCUCCAUCCCAAAGGGGAGGUACCAGGGUGUGACGGCUGUCCGGAACCACCACGGUGUUUUGGUCUGCAUUCAAGUGCCAACCCGGCAGCCCCACAGCCUCAGCUCAGAGCUCACAGGCAACUGCAGCCUGCUGACCCCUGACCUCCGUCCCCGGGCCCAGGUCUACUUCUCCAACCUUGAAAAAUUUCUGGAUCCUGACGCCCCUGUGGAUGCUGGAGCCUGCCACAGGGACAAAAAAGGCAGCACAGAGAACACAGCCAGGAGGCGACGGGAUUUGGAGGUGGCAGAGGAGGAAGAAGAGGAGGAGGCAGCUGGCACCGAGAUCGCCAUCGUCCUGGAUGGCUCAGGAAGCAUUGAUCCCCCAGACUUCCAGAAAGCCAAAGACUUCAUCUACGACAUGAUGGAGAACUUUUAUAAGAAGUGCUUUGAGUGCAGAUUUGCCGUGGUGCAAUAUGGGGAAGUCAUCCAGACCGAGCUUGACCUUCUGGACAGCCAAGACAUUAGAGCCUCCUUGGACAGAGUGAAGAACAUCAGUCAAGUGGGAAAAAUCACCAAGACUGCCUCUGCCAUGCAGCACGUCCUAGAUAACAUCUUCACACCAAACCAAGGCUCAAGAGCAAAGGCAUCCAAGGUCAUGGUGGUGCUCACCGAUGGGGAAAUCUUCCAGGACCCCCUCAACCUCACGACUGUCAUCAAUUCCCCAAAGAUGCGUGGUGUUGAGCGCUUUGCCAUUGGGGUGGGAGAAGCGUUUAAUAAAAGUAAAGCGUACCAUGAGCUGAAGCUGAUCGCCUCGGACCCCGAUGAGGAUCAUGCCUUCAAGGUGACCAACUACAUGGCUCUGGAUGGGCUGCUGAGCAAACUUCAGGAGAGCAUCAUCCGCAUGGAAGGCACAGUUGGAGAUGCCCUCCACUACCAGCUGGCACAGGUUGGGUUUAGCGCCCAGAUCCUGGAUAAGGGGCAGGUGCUGCUCGGAACCGUAGGGGCCUUUGAUUGGUCCGGGGGCGCACUGCUCUAUGACACACACAGCUGUAAUGGCAGCUUCCUGAACCAGACAGCAGUGGACACCAAGUCUGCGCAGUAUGGCUACCUGGGUUACUCGGUGGCCGUGCUGCACAAGGCCCGUGGCCUCUCCUUUGUGGCGGGGGCCCCACGGCACAAGCAGCGGGGGGCUGUGUUUGAGCUCCAGAAGGUGGGCAGAGAGACCAACAACUUCAUGCCAGUGCUGGAGGGCGAGCAGUUGGGGUCCUAUUUUGGCUCUGAGCUGUGCCCUGUGGAUGUUGACAUGGAUGGCAUCACAGACUUGCUGCUGGUGGCGGCCCCGUUUUACCACAUUCAAGGAGAGGAGGGCAGAGUCUACAUGUACCGUGUGAACAAGCAGGAUGGCUCCUUCUCCUUGGCACGCAUGCUGAGUGGGCACCCCAGGCUAACUUAUGCCCGAUUUGGCUUUGCCAUGGCAACAGUGGGGGAUAUCAGUCAGGAUGAGCUCACAGACGUGGCCAUUGGGGCCCCCUUGGAGGACUUUGAGGAAGACAAUGGUGCAGGCUUCGGCAGUGUGUACAUCUACAAUGGACGCUCUACCAACCAGCUGGCUGACCUCUCUGCCAACCAGCCACAGAGGAUCAGAGCCUCGGCGGUGGCCCCAGGACUCCAGUACUUCGGCACCUCGGUGGCCGGUGGCUUAGAUUUCAAUGGCGAUGGCCUUGCUGACAUCACCGUGGGUGCGCUGGGCCGGGCGGCUGUACUCCGCUCAAGACCUGUGGUUCAUCUGAAGGUGUCCAUGAACUUCACUCCCAAGGCACUGCCCAUUGGCUUCAGCAGCAGUGUGAAUGUGUGUUUGUGUUUUGAAAUCAACUCUGCAACCCUAGCUGCUGAAUCAGGCCUUGGUGAGACCUCUCUGAACUUCACGUUGGACGUGGAUGUGGUGAAGCAGAGGAAACGGCUGCAGCAUUCAGAUAAGAGGAUGGAUCAGAGCUCCCUUAGGGAGUGGGGCAGGGGGCCCCGUCUCUGUGAGUCCUUCUUGCUCAUCCCUACAGAUGGACAUCUGUGUCAGGAGGACUGCUUCUCCAACAUCACUGUCAAGGUCAGCUACCACCUCCAGUCCCCUGAGGGCCGGAUGGACCAACCCCAACCAAUCCUGGACUUCUAUGCUGAGCCCUCCGCCAUCUUCCAGCUGCCCUAUGAGAAGAACUGCAAGAAUAAGCUGUUUUGUGUCGCGGAGUUACAGUUGGCCACCACCAUCUCUCAGCAGGAAUUGGUGGUGGGUCUCACAAAGGAGCUGACCAUGAACAUUAGCCUGACUAACUCUGGGGAAGAUUCCUACAUGACGAGCGUGGCUUUGAAUUUCCCCAGAAACCUGCAGUUUAAGAGGAUACAGAAGCCUCCUUCUCCAGACAUUCAGUGUGGUGACCCUAAGCCGACUGCUUCUGUCCUGGUCAUGAAGUGCAAGAUUGGUCACCCCAUCCUCAAGAGGUCAUCGGCAAACUUUUCGUUAGUUUGGCAGCUGGAGGAGAGUGCCUUUCCAAACAGGACAGCCAACAUCACUGUGAUGGUCACCAAUUCCAAUGAAAGAAGGUCUUUGGUCAAUAAAACUCACAGCCUUCAAAUCAAACAUGCCUUCAUUGCAGUUCUUCCCAAACCCUCAGUGAUGUACAUGAACACAAGCCAGGGGUCUUCCCACCACAAAGAGUUCCUCUUCAACAUACAUGGGGAGAACCUCUUUGGAGCUGAGUUCCAGUUGCAAAUUUGUGUUCCAGUUAAAUUACAAGGUUUCCAGUUCCUAACAGUGACGAACCUGACCAAGACUCAGGCCCACACCGUGUGCACUCAGGCUCACGAGCAAGUUUGUGGGAGCGAUCUGGCUCAGCUUGUGGAAGAAUGGCAUUCAGUGAGCUGUAAGGUCACCUCGGAUAAAGAAAAUGUAACCGUGGCUGCAGAGCUCUCCUUGAAUCAGCCAAAGCAGUUACUAAGAGAUGUGACUGAGCUGCAGAUCCUUGGUGAAAUAUCUUUCAACAAGUCUCUGUAUGAGGGGCUCAACACAGAGAAGCACAGAACUAAGAUCACUGUCAUCCUCCUGAAAGAUGAGGAGGCGUAUUCUCUCUCUCUUAUCAUUAAAAGCAGUGUCGGGGGCCUUCUGGUUUUGAUCGUGAUUAUAGUCAUCCUAGUCAAGUGUGGCUUUUUUAAAAGAAAAUACAGAGAGCUGAACUUGGAGAGCAUAAGAAAGGACCAGCUAAAAUCACAGAGUCUGCUGGAAGAAGAUAAUUAGGAGCAGCUUCCUUAUCAUCCAGAGAGAGUAUCAGCCAGUGCUGAAGCUUCUAGAGACCUUCCUUUUAGGUCGUACAGAAGACCUUUCCUUUAGGAUGACCAAGUGCGGAAUCUAACAAGUUGUCUGUGGAGUGUUUUUAACCAUACCUUGUCCCCAAAGUGCCUGUGCAUUGUGCAGAAAAGAAACCUGGGAAACAUUUGGUGGUAAAUAAAGGUAAAGUAUUUUCUUUACAGAAGUGCCUUUAAUAUGAAAAUAUGAUAUACUUUGUGAUCCCCCCCCGCCCUGCCCCAGAGGAGGUUAUACAGCAUCUCCCAGGCUUACUUGCCUAAGAGCACUUUUUUCAUGCCAUUUCUAUUAACAUCUUCCAAAAUAGUCUUCCAUGAAGUACAUCUUUGUCGGGGACAGUGGUUGGAAGCAGUUCCUAGUCUGGCAUUUUUAUGAUCGAAGGAUGCAGUCUGUUAUUUCAAAUCAGGCCACGAAAAAGCACCCCCCAGAACAAAAGUAAAAAGUAGAAAAACAGGGGUUACCAAAACAGGAACAAGGAGGGAGAGGAGACCAGGACUUUGUUCUGUAGUGUCUGCUUAACCUCCUGUGCGGGUCCUCGCCUGGCUUCCUGCUGAGUGACUUGCUCAGGGACCUUCGUGUCUCAAUGAGAGCCAUGCUUGUCCACAGGGGGAGGUGGAACCUGGCCUGGGAGUUGGGGACACUGAGAUUAGGGCCUCAUUACGGGCUGACUUUGCUCUUAGUAUCCUUAUUUUAUCUACAUGCCCCAUGCUGUUAAAACUUGACUGCAUCUCUCCACUCUCAACCGUGCAGUGGCACAGUCUUUGCUUUCAUGGGCGAUAAAUACCAUUGCAAACAAGCGAAGCAGGAGUAUAUAAUGUAGAAGGCAAUCCUGCAAUCCCUCUGUGUUCUUUAUCUAAUUCAAGUGCUUUCAUUAUUUCUGUUUGUCUUUGGCUGAGCUGUGAGGCUUAUGGGAUUGCAGUUCUGCAACCAGGGAUUGAAUCCUCACAGUGAAAGGGCUGAGUCCUAAACGCUGGGCCGCCGGGGAAGUCCCUGGACUCUGUUUCUUCAUAGCUUUUCCACUGACUUCAAAGUCUUCUGCACAUAAUGGUAAUUUGGAGUCUUUCUGAUAUUUAUACUUUUUCCCAUCAUUAUUUUUCUAACUAGGACUUAUGGGGGUCUAAGAACUUACCUCUGUACCUGACUUAAAAAAAUUUUUUUUUGGCUGUGCUGAAUCUUUGUUGCUGCCUGUGGGCUUUCUCUAGUUGCAGCUAGCGGGGACUGCUCUCUAGUUGAGUGCACAUGCUUCUUACUGCUUUGGCUUCUCUUGUUGCAGGGCACAGGCCUUAGGGCACGCAGGCUUCAGUAGUUGCAGCUCAUGGGCUGUAGAGCAGGGGCUCAGUAGUUGUGGCACAUGGGUUUAGUUACCUCAGCAUGUGGAAUCUUUCUGGACCAGGAAUUGAACCCAGUGUCUUUUGCAUAAGAAGAUGGAUUCUUAACCACUGAAGUCCUGACAUAACUUUUAUAUGUACUGGGAAACCAAAAAUCUGUAUGACUCAUUUUAUUGUGAUAUGUGCUUUUUCAUGGUGUCUGGAACCAAACUUGCACUGUCUCUGAGGUAUGCCUUUGAAGGAAAAGAAGUAAAUUUGCUUAGAUAUUUCCCUGUUGUGUGUCCAGGUUUUCAUUAUUACAGGUGACUUGCAGUUUCUGCUUUUAUGCUUGUUCAUUGCAAAUAAGAAUGCACUGUGAUUAUAACAGUCAAGUCUUACAUUAACUGCCUAU